Trichobilharzia szidati is the source of this 934-nucleotide messenger RNA. The record is from the annotation of a GenBank genome assembly. NCBI's taxonomy places the organism in Eukaryota, Metazoa, Platyhelminthes, Trematoda, Strigeidida, Schistosomatidae.
AUGAAUGUCUGUGUAGAACUUCGUGGUACAUUCGAUCUAUUCGCAUUGACAUUUCAUGUAUUCGACUUAUGGUGUAAAUCGUCAUCUUCAUGUGCCAGUAAUGAUGAUAAUGAUGGCGGUUCACACACAGAAUUGUGUAUUCUACUGCAUUCAUUAAAUGAUUUAGUUUCUAAUUUUACAUCAGUUAUUCCAAAACUGCCACCUUCAGAGACGAAAUCGUUGAAGAUGAUGAGUGAAACAACCGUGAAUAGAAAUAAUAAUGACAACAUCAACGAAGAUAACAAGACCACCGAGUCCUCAUUAAAACUAAAUCAAUCUACUGUGACACCUUCGGAGACGAUGACGAAUCAACCGAAAAGAAGAUCAGAAGUGACAGAGGAGUCGAUCGUGGAACUCAGUAAUAGUAAUAAUGAUAGUAAGACGAUGCAUUUGCAGAUGAAUGAUGACAACAAGGACAAAGUUCACACUUCUGAGUCUUUGGUAACAACAACCCAACCCUCUUCAAUGCAGGAGGAGAAGAAGAAGAAAAAGAGGAAGUCGAAGAUGAAGGAGGUCUCAACAGUGAAUAGUCAAGAUAAUAAAAACAAUAAUAAUAGGGAUGAUGAUAAUUACAUGGACAACAGCACUAUGGAAUCUUCAUUAAGACACUAUCAAUUUGUCGAAUAUACUAGACAAUUAGUUAUAUGCUUAUUAGAUCAAUUGACGAGACGUUUACGAACAGCGAAAACUGAAAUUCCAGCCACAUUUCACAUUGAAACGACUACAUUGAAUCCGUUGUUCAAUGUUUCAUUGCAAUUCGACCAACUUAAACAAACAAUUUUAUCAAUUAGACAAGCUUUAGAUCAAACAUGAAUCAAACACGUCUCUCGACAAUAUAAAAUAUGUACAUAUUGUUUAUUUUUCUAUUUAAAAGAUUUCAUAAAUUAAAAAAGAA